This is a messenger RNA of Populus nigra (black poplar), 750 nucleotides long. Its product is annotated as zinc finger CCCH domain-containing protein 3. The transcript is spliced from 4 exons. The record is from RefSeq and is a predicted model, not a curated record. Gene Ontology annotation, molecular function: nucleic acid binding; zinc ion binding. Gene Ontology annotation, cellular component: U12-type spliceosomal complex. Bases 117 to 566 code for a protein of 149 amino acids. NCBI's taxonomy places the organism in Eukaryota, Viridiplantae, Streptophyta, Magnoliopsida, Malpighiales, Salicaceae.
GCCUGUCUUCUUCCUGCAAACAAAUGAGCAGUAGUGGUUAAAACCAGGCAGCACAGCAAAAGCAAAGGCUGCUAGCUCUCUUUCUCUGAAUCUGUAGAGACAAAAAGAAAGAAAGAAUGCCCGUAGGGAAAUACUACUGCGACUACUGCGACAAGCAAUUCCAAGACACCCCACAUGCUCGAAAGCGCCAUCUUCAAAGCUCCUCUCAUUUACGCGCCAAAUCUCUCUGGUUCAGCAGAAACAGCAACAACAACACCCUCAAUUCCAAUAACACUGAUGCUCGUGGCUUUGUUAAGGGACUCUGCAACCGCUUUGUCAAAACGGGUUUUUGUCCUUAUGGAGAUUCUUGCAAGUAUUUGCAUACUAAUUUUGCUACUAGUCAAGGAACUGCUUUCAAGGAUAAUGUUCAGUCACCAACUAUGCCUGGAAAUCAAUUGGCUGGGGGCAGUUCUUUUCCAGGUGUUGCGGUGAGAGAGAGCAUGGGAAUGUCCUGGGGUAACCUGCCUCCAUCACUAAAGCCUCCAGAGGGUGGUUAUCCGCCUCUUCCGUUCGUGGAUUGGGGAUAGGUCUUUUUUCUGAUUUGGGCACUGCUUUUUUUUUUUUUUUUUGUGGUUAUUAUAAAGUAAAUUUUUACCUAUCAACUACUUGAUGUAUCAUCAUCGUUUGCAUAGUUCCUUGAUUGCAUCAAGGUAUGCUUUGCUGUGUAAAAAUGUUAAUUGCUUAUAUAUUACAAUAACUGGAAUUUGAAUA